AAUGGAAACAGUACAAAUACAGAUUUGUACCAUGGCUUAUAUUUAAUAUGAAAAACAGGUACCCGUGGUCGUGAAUCGGUGUGAUAACAAUAACAACACAGACUGCUUGUGUGUGUGAGCGUGUGUGUCUGUUUUGUAAAUGUGGGUGAGUGUGUGCGAGAGAGAGAGUGUGUGUGGAAUUAAAUUAUUAAGCCAAAAUAGCCUAAUUUAAUAAUACCAAGUCCUAUAUGAUAUAAUUUCCUAAAAUAGCCUAGCCCUUAAACUUAUUGAUAUUGAACUUGAACUUAAUAAUCACUCUCACUCACAUUCACUGCUCACAUGUCAUAUUUUAAUGAUAUUUUUAUAAUGAAUAAUAUUAAUAUACAUAACUAUAAUGAUAAGGCCUAACUUAUAAUAAUAUUUGAUGAGGCUAAAAAAAAAUUAUAAUUGUCAUAAUAAUGUAUUUAUUAGUGCCAAAAAAAUGCUAUAGGUCAGUGGUUCUCAAACUUUUUACAGCCACCACCCCAUUGAAUUGGGCUCAUUAACUUGCCUUGACUGCCCCCUGUCCAACCCAUUUACAAGCAUUCUCAGAAUAAAAUUUGUGGGACCCUCUAUGGAAGGUAAUUACACAAGGAAAUUUAAAAUUGUAACAUAUGUUUGUUGAGCAUUUCAUCAAAAUUCAAAUGAAUUACUACAUAAAUUCAUGUGAUUAAUCAACUUUUUCUCUGAUUCCUGCCCUUCCUAUCUAACCGAACUUCUUUCUGUCUAUUCGCCCCUUCGACAGUUUUGCUCCUCCACAGACACGGGUAUUCUGUCCGUUGCCAAGACACACACUAAGACAUAUGGUAAACGAUCGUUCUCUUUCUGUGCCCCAAAACAAUGGAAUUCUCUGCCACUACAACUCUGCAAUAUACCAACCACCCAGGCCUUCAAAACUGCACUCAAAACACAUCUCUUUAAACUCUACUACCCUGUCUGAUUCCCCACUCUGACUGAUAAAUGAUGCUGCUGGCUGCCGUCAAGCCACGAUUAUGUCUCAUUUGCUAAUAUUUUUAUGUACAGGGCGGUGAGCCCAGCCCUAGGCUGGGGUAUCGCGCUAUAUUAGACCACUAAUAAUAAUACUAAUUCAUUUGAUCAAGAAGUACCAGAGUAAGAUCAUUAUUUAGCAAGAAUUUUACUUGAUUUAUCUUAAGUUUUCUUUGGCCAAGUUACUUACAAAUGUGAUGGAAUAAUGAAAAUAGUAACAGUAAAUUGAGAUUAUUAUUCAAUGCCUGGUUUUAAGUCUCUCGGCAGAAACUUCAUUAACUAUGUUCAUAUUUAUAUGAUAUCUCUUUGAUGUGAGCAAAGCAGGAUAACCGCACUUAAACAACCUUAAAAAUACUCCAAAAUUAAAUUGAUGAAUAGGAUAAUAAAUGUGUUACUGUAAGCAAAACCUUUGGUAUAACCAUUUUUAACUGUUGUUUAAAAUCAUUUUUGCCGAUUAAGCCCUGCUUCAACAACUGCAAUAAUCGUAAAAUGGAGUUUUCACCCAAUCGAAAGAAAAUCUUAAAAUUGCUCUGAUUCAGAGUCUGAAUAUCUCCAAUGGUCGCAAAGUACUACCAGACAGUCAUCUUGGAUCUCAACCUUCCUUUCUAGAUCUGAAGGGCUAGGAAAUUAAUAUAACUUUCCAUGAUCCUAGAUUUCACUUUAAUUGAGUUAUUAUUCUAAAGCCACAGUAAGUAAGGUAGAUUGGGCUUUUACAGGACAGAUCUCAGUCCCCUGAAGCUGCAUAUUCAUUGUUAUUGAAUUUUAAAAUUUAAAAUAUUUCUGAUACCUGUUGCGAGGGGUGUCUUUGGGUUUGAGUCAGCAAAAAGAGAAGAAUUAGUCCCAACGAACAUCAGUAUAGAGCAAAAAAAUACAGCAUCAUUUGCAACACAGAGCACAAGUAAUUGUCAUUUAUUUUGAACUUGUGCUAAAAUUUAAUUCACUGCUGUAAAGAAUGGUGAUUUUGGUGAUGAAUGACACAAAUAAUAAUAAAGACAUAUUGCACUGAUUUUUAAAAAGUUUCUCAAAUUAGCAGCAAAAGACAGUUACUGCUAGUCAUUGUUGGCGCUCAAUUAUGGCUCGCUUAAUUUUUUAAUGUAAGUUUCUUAAAUUGAAAGAAGAGUUCAAAAUUAUGAAAUAGAAGUUUUUCGUUGCAUUGUUCCAAACUUUUAUCUGUUGCAAAAAAAUACAUUAGCGAUAAGAAAAAAUUCAUUCUCUUGAAAUUGAAUUUCAGUUGUAUUACAAUAUCUUUUGAUUUUGCUGUGCUACAAAGCUAAUCUUCAAAUAUCUCAGUCUUGCGUCUAUAAAAUUAAAACCUCACUUAAAGUUGGUAGGAUGCACACUUCACCAAUUGUUUGUUGUGACUUAAGAUUUAUUCAUUAACAAUUCAAUGUUACUUCAUAAAAUCUUUUUUAAAGGUUAAAUCAAUACAAGACAAGAUUAUACUUAUAGGGCUUCUUAUAAGUUUUUGGCUCAGUUGUAAAUUCCAUCUUAAAAAACAAGUCUUUGUAUUGUCAUCUCACAGCGUUUAGCUAACUUUAAAUGUAUUGUUAAUUGCCGCUGGUUGUUCUGUUUGAAGAAUAUAUCAAAGGUCAUUUCUCUCUUCUUUUUGUGGAGAAUUUUAUUUUUAUAUCAACAUCACGUUGUUAUUGUCAAUAAAAAUCAAAUCCUCCUUUUAAAUAUAUAAUUGUAAUAUUUAUGAAAAAAGAAUAAUUUCCAAUAUAAUUUUCCAAUGCCCCCUCUGAGAGUCCCUUUGCCCCCUAAAAUCUCCCAAGCCUUUCAUCUCACCCUGAGCAACCCCACCACACUCUGUGGGGCUGUAUUGCCCACUUUGAGAACCACUGUAAUAAACCUAAGCCUAAAUUUCAUAUCAUAGAAAAAAAUAUUAUUUGCCUAUUUUGGGCCCUAUUAUUGCAUUUUAAAUAUUUUAAUUUAAUAGGCCAGCCUACAUAUUUGACAUGUACAAAUUACUAUUUUGGGCAAUGAUAUAUAAAUAAUUCUUAUAAUCUCAGGCAGUUAGUUAUUAGGAUGCUAGUUAUUAGGCUAAAAAUAUUAGUCAAAUUACAUUUAAAUUUUAAACCUGAAGUAAAUUUCGUUGAUGCAAGUGCAAUACCGGGUAUUUAAAAAAAAAAUUCAAAAUUUAAAUCUUAGAUUACAUUAAGUUAACUAAGACAAUAGGAAAAUAAUUUCCUUUUUUAAAAUUAAACUUAAACUCACACUUGCAUGGAUAAAUAUUCAUUCAUAACAUCUUAAAAUUUAAAGUACAGUAAGGAAUAGUAAAUUUGGUUACAACUCACCAUUGCAUAGAAUAACAGGCCCAAACUUAUUUUAAUUACUCAUCACUCUAUUUUAGAAACAUUAAAUCAGUGACGGAUCAUGAUAUGGAUUCUAUACCAGAGGAGAAGUUGAUAGAUGACCUAUAUAAAUUCUUAUCUAAGCUCCACAAGCAGCUAAGUGAUCUACAGGUAGGCAUACAAAAUGAACACUUUUCAAUAAAUGUUUUAGAAAUUAAAUUUGUUACAUAGAUCAGUGGAAAUAGGCCAGCAGCAUCUCAUCUGUAUUGGGCAAUAGCACUACUAUGGAGCCAAACAAAUGGGUGAUGAUAUAGGCAUCUAAGUGCUAGGAGAGCAGAGUAAUGGACUGUUUGUUUUUUGUUGUUUUUUUUGGAAGUAUUAACCUGCAUUAAAUUUUUUAGUAAAUGUAUCCUCAUAAUUUGUUUUUAAAUUUUGAUUUUUUUUUUUCAAUUUUAUUUGAUUUUUUUUUUUUUUUUUUUGUAGUUGUUAAAGCAAGAAAGAUUGAAAAUUAAAAGUUUAGAAAUAUUUUGUUUUUUGUUGUUUUUUUUGGAAGUAUUAAUCUGUAUUAAAUUUUUUAGUAAAUGUAUUCUCAUAAUUUGUUUUUAAAUUUUGAUUUUUUUUUUUCAAUUUUAUUUGAUUUUUUUUUUUUCUUUUUUGUAGCUGGUGAAGCAAGAAAGAUUGAAAAUUAAAAGUUUAGAAAUAAUGAGAGAUGUUUCUGGAUUUACGGUGGAACGUGUCCAAAGCGUCCUCCCCACAGGAGGACUAGGUGUGAAAGUAACCUCUGGUUUUGUUCCUGUUGGAUCAAUUACUAGUUUAUAUCCAGGUUGGUAUAAAAAGAUAAAAGACAUAAUUUAUCAAAAUUUAUGCUCGACAUGUAUCUAACACUUACUUAUCUGAGGAAAGCAGAGAAAGAUUGUAUUCAAAGGAUAAUACAAGACCACUUUUAAUAUCCAAUAAUGACACUGUUAAAAUGCAGACAUUGGGGUAGAUAGGUACGGCUUUAGCUAAACAUUUACAGUUUCAAAAAUAAUUAAAGUACAUUUAAAAGUAAGCAUUGAGCUAUUUUUUUUAAUUAUAUGUUUAUCAAUUUUUUAAAGUCAUUAUGUAAAAUUUUCUUCUUCAUAGGUCUUAUUUAUGAAUCACAUGAGCCUAUAUUUUUUCAAAGCAUUGGAAAUUCUUUUAUAUUUCGUUGUGCGGAUGGCCUACUCAUUGAUGGCAAUGACAGAGGAUUGUCAAAAUCAUUAUACAAGUAAGAAUUUUUUUUUUUUUAAAUGACCUAAUGCAAUAUUAAAAAAGCAUUUUACAUAUUUCUGAGGAUUGGAUAAUUUUAUUCAACUAAUGAUAUAGAUAUAAGUAUCCACAUUAUACUCAGAGCACUAUAUACCAGUAAUCAAGUGAAUGAAUUAAGGCCUUUCUAAAAUUUUUGCGUUUUUAGGCAUUUAUUGUUUUUAAAUUUGAAUGGAAGAAAAAUACUUUUUUUUUAAAAUCCAAGAAUUAAUUUAAUUUUAUUGGAUGCCUUUCAUCAGCUGCAACUCUACAAUUCGCAUUCUCAUCCUGUCAUUCAAUCUUUUUAUAAUUGUUAUGGUUUAAAUAGUAUGAUGUCCUGCUAAAUUCUCACUCAAGGUAGAGCAAUCAAUUUUAUUCUUGUGUUUGACCAGUUUUCAAACUUGUGGUCCUAAAGAUUCAGUUGUCAGCACAGCAGCCAAUAAGCAGCACAUUUAAACUUUAAGCAUAUAAAAUCAAUACCCUCAUCAAAUUCAAAAAUGUAUUUGGUUAUGUUCCUUGUGUAUUUUGUUUUUCUCUUCCUCGAGGCUUAUGGGGUUGGGGGGUUGGUUUAGUAAUUUUAAAAAAAUGAUAAUAAAUUUCUUGACAUUUAUUGUCAGCACAGGAAAAUUUUUAAAAUAAUAAUCUCAACAUAUUUUUUUUUAAAUUUUAUUUAUGGAAAAGUAUUUUUUAUGCAAAUGAACAAGAAUAAAAUUUAUUAGCAUUAAUUUCAUUAAAUUUCAUCUUCUUUUAUUCGUUCCAUUUUAUUUUUAAGAUCUUGUAGAGGAAGGGAUAGCUGCUGGCCAAUGCCUGCAUGUGACGACUCUUGGUUGAAACCCGAGCUCAUAUGUCCUUUGAACAUUGGUCAAUAUGUGAACAACCACAACAAGCGUGAGUGAUCACAAUCGUAUUCUCGUAGAUUUAAAUUACCAAUAAACUAUGUUAGUUUAAAUAGCUUCAGUAAAGUCGCAUACAAGUUAACAAGUUGGGCUGUAAUAUAUUUACCAGAGAUUUAUAUUAUAAUUAUUGAGCUCUAUAUUUAUCUGUAACAGAGUAUCCUGCCAAUGUUGCUUAUCAAGAACUGGAUAUUCCUGACAGUUUCCCAGCUCAUCUGAGACAGUAUUUACCCAACAAUUUCUACUCCCCUAGUCUGAAUGUUUCAGAGGGCAUGCAAAGGUACAAGUACGAGGUUAACAGUAAAAAGUAAAUAAUUUAAUGCUGUGUUUUAGGCUGAUGGGUGUUUAAAAUUGUUGGUGAAAUUUUUAAAAAUAAUUUACUGCUUCAAAAGUACCUCCAUUCAAUUUACAUGAAAACUAGGUAGUACCGCAUUAUUAUAUUGAUUUAGUGUGAUGCACUGACACUAAUAUUUUUCUUCAUCUGUUCAAAGUUAAAUAAUCAUUUUCUUAAAUGGUUCCAAUCAAGUCAACAAGGAAAAUAGAAAUUUGAUUACAUUAAAGUCCUCUAAAUCUAAAUGAUAUUUCCUAUGUCUUGUUGCACCUUUAAUACCACCUGGUCUCAACUAGUGAUAUCUGUUAUUUACUGACCUACUGUAAAUCUUAUCAUUUAAAUGUCAUCUCUACCACAAAUAUGAUGAAAUAAUGUUGAUUAUUGAUUUGUUUCAGGUUACUUCGAGUGGUAGCUUUAGUCUCUGUGAAGGAGAUAAAAAGUGGGGAAGAACUGUUUUCAUCCUAUUUUACUUUAGUCAGAUAGCAAGCCAGAGAAACGUUUGCUUCCCACUAGCCUUAAGUUAUGUGACCAACUAAUGCCAACUAAAGUACCGGUACCUUGCAGGAAAUGAAACCAUCUUGUGCUAUAAAUUUAAUGUUUGGAUCCCAUGAGGUUCUUGACCACCGGUACCGGGUAUUCAAAAGUACACAAUUCAAUGUAGUGCCACAAGCCUCUGAAAUGCUGGUAUCAAAAUAUCUACAGAACCUAAUGCCAUCAGCCUUUAUUUGAUUUAUGUAUAGAUUAACAAGGGGUCAAAUAGAAUGUUACUUGUAAACUCUAUUUUUUGCUUUUUGCGUUUCUGAAGUUAAUACUGUGGUUAUGCCAGCCUCUUGGCCCAAUUGUAACAUUGCCUGGCUAUCUAAUCGUAACAUUGCCUGGCUAUCUAAUCGUAACAUUGCCUGGCUAUCUAAUCGUAACAUUGCCUGGCUAUCUAAUCGUAACAUUGC
Messenger RNA from Lymnaea stagnalis (great pond snail), 6733 nucleotides. NCBI's taxonomy places the organism in Eukaryota, Metazoa, Mollusca, Gastropoda, Lymnaeidae. The record is from the annotation of a GenBank genome assembly.